Suillus bovinus is the source of this 420-nucleotide messenger RNA. RefSeq lists its product as uncharacterized. The transcript is spliced from 3 exons. Bases 1 to 420 code for a protein of 139 amino acids. The record is from RefSeq and is a predicted model, not a curated record. Lineage: Eukaryota; Fungi; Basidiomycota; Agaricomycetes; Boletales; Suillaceae.
AUGCCGGUCGUUUUCAACGUCACAGAGGGAGCUGGCAUCCCUUUGCAACAGUUGCUACUUCGGCAGACAAUCCACCUCCAGGCACGUGAUGAACGUAUUACAGACAUGUCCGGGGAUACAAUCUCCAUUCGCAUUGAGUGGCCUGGAUACCCAUCAUUUACGAAGCAGAUAGCUUCAAAGGACUGGAAGAAAAGAAGGUCACCGAACACACGCGAAAGGCUGGCGUUCAAAGUUGCGGGCGCCGUUCAAUCUUUCUUCAGGGAGCAUGCGAAUACUCAAUGUGAUUCAUCGAAUUCGAGAUGGCGUAUCGGUGCCAACGGAAUUCUCAUCGAGCAUCUCGCCCUUGUUUCACUACACCGCGUGUCCCAGGGAAGCUGGCAGCCUAAACUGUGUCUCCUUCGUGACGAUGCUCAGCAGUGA